AUGAAAAUCUUUUGCAGCAAACAUAAUACGAAAUUUCUUAUUUGUAUCAUCUGGAUAGUAGUUAUAAUUCGUGGAUGUAUUGCAUAUCUUUACUUCGACUGUGACUUUUAUUAUGACAGCAAUAUAUUGGCUUUUGUUUUCUCCAAAACAAAGGAUUGUCAAUUUAUAUCUUUCUAUGUGGACUUUGCCAAGGACUCGUUUAUCGUAAUCACAGUUGGGAUUGUGGAUGCGAUAACCAUCACAGUUGUGCAGAUAACCAACAGACGGAUGCGAAAAGCGCGACAUGACAUGGAAAUGGAUAAACGUCGUAAAAGAGAGAUAAAAUUCUUAAAGCAGGUCGUCCUGCAAGGAGUUCUGUUCAGUGUAGAAUUAUUCACCUACUUCCAUCUUGCAUGGAAAUAUCAAAAUCAUUGGGCUGUGUUUGCCAUGACAACGCUUGCAUGGAAUCUGGUGCACUGUGGUGACGCGCUUAUAAAUGUUGGAUUCAAUGCCGAAUUUCGAAAGCUUCUUACAUCUCCAAAACAGAUCUUUCGGAAGAAGCACGUUAUUAGCAAUUACAGUGGUACAGGAGGACAGGUAACUGCUUCUCGACACAACUGA
Cylicocyclus nassatus is the source of this 600-nucleotide messenger RNA. The record is from the annotation of a GenBank genome assembly. NCBI's taxonomy places the organism in Eukaryota, Metazoa, Nematoda, Chromadorea, Rhabditida, Strongylidae.